Molecule: messenger RNA, 1841 nt
Organism: Cuscuta campestris
Lineage: Eukaryota; Viridiplantae; Streptophyta; Magnoliopsida; Solanales; Convolvulaceae
Source: the annotation of a GenBank genome assembly
GGACUUGGGGGACAAGUUUGCUCUUCCUAUAUACCUUGGGAAAUAUACCUUCCACUUAGCAUAACAAUAAAUCAUCAUCAUUAUCUAUACGCAUUAGAUACAGUACUCAUCCAAAUGGACCUCUGGUUCGUCAUCCUCGCUUCCCUCUCCGUCGCCUUCCUCCUCAAAUCUCUCCGCGACCUGGUCUUCCCCUCCACUUCCGACCGGAGAACGAAGCCCCUCCCGCCGGGACCCACCGGAUACCCAAUCAUCCGAACCUUCCAAUGGCUCCGGCGGUCUUUAUCCGAGAUCGAACCCAUGCUCCGGAAGCUCAUGUCCGUUCACGGCCCCCUCAUCACUCUCCGAAUCGGCCCUAAUCCCUCCAUCUUCGUCGCCAGUCACGCUCUCGCUCACCAGGCCUUGGUCCAAAACGGCGCCGUCUUCUCCGACCGCCCGAAACCCCUGCCAACCACCAGGAUUGUGUCUAGCAACCAGCGGAACAUUAGCUCCGCCGCUUACGGGCCGACGUGGCGUCUCCUCCGCCGUAAUCUCACCUCCGAGAUUCUCCACCCUUCUCGGGUCAAGGCCUAUUCCGGCGCCCGGAAAUGGGUUCUGGGUAUUCUCUUGGAGAGGCUCCGAGGCGAUUGCGGGUCCGGGUCGGGCGUGAAGCUGAUCGAUCAUUUCCAGUACGCCAUGUUCUGCCUUCUCGUGCUGAUGUGCUUUGGAGAUAAGCUCGAAGAGGCGAAAAUCAAGGAAAUCGAGAAAGUCCAGCGGAGAUUGCUUCUAGGGUUCAGACGAUUCAAUAUCCUCAAUUUCUUCCCGAGGAUUGGGAGGUUCAUUUUCCCGGACCGGUGGCGGGAAUUGAUCGGAACCAGAGAAGAACAGGAGCGGAUCUUCGUUCCCCUGAUCCACGCCAGAGCCCAGUCCAGAUCGCGCGAGGAAGACGACGACGGGGUAGUGGCGUACGUGGACACGCUCCAGGAUCUGGAGUUGCCGGAGGAGAAGCGGAAUCUCAACGACGGCGAGGUGGUCAGUCUCGUCAGCGAAUUCCUCAGCGCCGGAACCGACACCACCUCCACCGCGUUGCAGUGGAUCAUGGCGAAUCUGGUGAAGCAUCCGACGAUCCAAGAGAAGCUCUACGGAGAGAUAUCAUCCGUCAAGGGGCCGCCGCCAGGGGAAAUCAACGUCGCCGCCGUCGAGGAGGAGGAUCUGGCGGAGAUGCGGUACCUGAAAGCGGUGGUACUGGAAGGCCUGCGGCGGCACCCGCCGGGGCACUUCGUGCUGCCGCACGCGGUGACGGAGGAGACGGAACUGAACGGGUACACCAUCCCGAAGAACGCGACGGUCAACUUCAUGGUGGCGGAGAUGGGACUGGACCCGAACGUGUGGGAGGACCCGACGGAGUUUAAGCCGGAGAGAUUCCUAACGGCGGCGGGAGAUGACGGCGGGGAGAUGUUCGAUGUGACGGGGAGGAGAGAGAUAAAGAUGAUGCCAUUCGGGUCGGGUCGGAGAAUGUGUCCGGGUUGGGGUCUGGCGCUGCUCCAUUUGGAGUACUUUGUGGCAAAUCUGGUGUGGUACUUUGAGUGGAGGGAGGCGGAGGGUGAAAAGGUAAAUCUUGAGGAAAAGCCAGAAUUUACCGUGGUCAUGAAAUAUCCACUGCGUGCUAAACUCCGUUUAAGGUCGUCUUAGAUUAUUUCCAAUCCUGUCCUUAAGCUCUAUAAAUAAAUUUAGUUACUACCUAUUUUGAUUGUGUAAAUUUAGUACUACCGUUUAAUGUUCGUUGACACUGGCUAACGGUGUGAUUAGGGGUACCACUGUGUUUUUGAAACAUCUUUGUGCUUAAUUAAAAAAUCGAUGGUUCU